CUACGUCACUUCCCUCAAACUCGGCGUUUGGUUGUGUGUUCGCAUGCGGGUUCAAUAUGCGUAUCGAAAAGUGUUAUUUCUGUUCUGGGCCAAUCUAUCCCGGCCACGGCAUGAUGUUCGUCCGCAAUGAUUGUAAGGUGUUCAGAUUCUGUAAAUCCAAAUGUCAUAAAAACUUUAAAAAGAAGCGUAAUCCUCGCAAGGUCAGGUGGACUAAAGCAUUCCGGAAGGCAGCUGGUAAAGAGCUUACAGUGGAUAAUUCAUUUGAAUUUGAAAAACGUAGAAAUGAACCUGUCAAGUACCAGCGAGAGCUAUGGAAUAAAACUAUUGAUGCAAUGAAGAGAGUCGAAGAAAUUAAACAGAAACGCCAAGCUAAAUUUAUAAUGAACAGGUUAAAGAAAAAUAAAGAACUACAGAAAGUUCAGGACAUCAAAGAGGUCAAGCAAAACAUCCAUCUUAUCCGGGCUCCUCUUGCAGGCAAAGGAAAGCAGCUGGAAGAAAAAAUGGUACUGCAAUUACAACAGGAUGUGGACAUGGAAGAUAUUUCUUAGAAAUCUUCUGUCUGUAACCAUUUCUAUAUGUGCUUUUGAAAAUCUCUUCUUGAGACUUGGAACUUCUAAAGUAUUGCUGUAUUUUUUUUGUGAGGGCACUCAAAUGAAAGGUAAUUAAAAAUACAUUUCUCCUACAUUGCUAUCUAUAAAAUAUCAGAUGUUAUGGAUGUUAGAUUGUGUCUCAACUUUAAACCUUCACUGAUAAGUUGUACUAUGUAAAUCAUGAAAAUUCUGUUUGUAAGUAUAGAAGUGAAUUGUGGGCAUAAAAUGGUCAUGUCAUUCGGAUAAUGGCCCUAGGCAGCUUUUAUGUAAUAAGUAAUGACAAAAUUCAUGGCUAAUGAUACAUAAAAUAAAACUUUCUUUGCAGUAAGAUACUCCCUUUAUUAAUGCUAUAGAAGAGGGGCUCAAUAAGGAACUAACAAUCUGUGUGAAGAUUGACCUCAAGUGAUACUUUUAUUUUAAGAUUUCCUGUUUUGGUGUUAUUAGCAUCUUCUAUGAGCAUUUUGGCCCCCGGAGAUUGAGGCCUAAUUAUAAGUGUUCUGCUAGCCAGUUGUGGAUGUUAUAGGUGAGAGCUGAAUAAUCUUUUCUUGAAAUGGCUCUAAACUUGAUUAAUUUCCACGAACUUGAGAUUCCUGGUGGGACAAGCUUUAUUUUUCCAGCUUGGCACUAAUUUAGAAGCAGAGGAAUCCCAGUGCCUUUUAAAAUUUGUUGCGUUGUUUUCUUUACAAAAGCCUUGUUUUUGGAAAAUAGAGCUUAUGGGUAGAGUGUUGGUUCAUUAUUUGCAUAUGAAAUAAAAUCAUUUCUAAAGUAAGUGCCUAUAUAUUUAUUACUUGAAGGUACUAAACAAAGUAAGAUGUCUCUAUUACAUGGGAGAAAAGAACUUCCCUCACACAUAUAACUUAAGUAGGAGAUGUAUUUAGAGAACCAUAUCCCUCGUGUUUCUAUAUUUUUAUAUUAUUUAGUUUUUAAGUAUGUUAAUAGUUAAAUCUAUCAGCUUUUAUAUUGAAGUUAAUUAGGCCAUGAUUUAGCUGAUAUAACUAUAAAACAAUGGCUAAAUUUUUAUUUCAGUAUUAGGUAGAAAAUAAAGUGUACUCACUGGACCAUGUGUCAGACGACUUGAAUUCCAAUGUGGUCCUGUCUUUGUGUUCUUGUUUAUAAAAUAUGGUUUAUUUGUAGACAACAUUAUUGCUAUGAAGAUGAGGGGAAAUAAUAUUACAUAUAUAAUAAAAGACAUCUGUAAAAAUUCUAGGGAAUUUUCACUUGAUGCCUUAGUCAUGUUUAUUUUAAUAUUAAAAUGUUCAAAACUAUAUAAUAUUAGAAAACAAUGUUCCUAGCUUCCUAGUUAGUAAGAUGCUGUUAUCUUAAGAGCAUCAAUUUGGGAAAAUUAGGCUGAAUUGAAGAGCUGAUAUUGCAUCUCAGAUUUAGCUUCCAGACAAUUUUCUUAACUUUCUUUCUUAGUAUUUUGAGACUCCAGAUCUCAUUAUAAACCAUGUAGACACAAAUGCUACAGUGUUAUCCCCGUAUAGCUCUUUAAGCUGGUGGAACACUGAGGGAGUUCAUUUAAAAUGUUGCCUGAGUGUUGCAUGGUACAGUGCCUUUAGGCUACUGGUUCAGACCUAUCCUGGCCAUUUAGCAUAACAUAAAAGCUCAGAUUUUUUCAGACAUUUGCUACACUGAACUUUUAUGUUUAGUUGUUCAAGAGUAGUACAGAGUUAGCAGUCAUAGAAAAAAAUUUUCUUGCAUGGAUCCCUUACAAAACCUUGUUAGCAAUGCAGGAAAAUAGCCCCACAUUGGAAAAGUUAUGUCAUUUCUUAAAAAUAGAAACCCUAAGAAGAUAUAAAGGUUAAGAUGGCAGUUUGCUGAAUUUUUAAAAGUGUUGAAAAGACAAGGGGAAAAAAAGCAAUAUUUAAAAAAAAAACUCAAUUUCAAGGGCUCUGGAAGUAAUUUCCAAAGUCUGUAUUUUUUUAGUCAUAUAAAGCAGAAUUGAAAAACUGACCCACAAAUUCUGUCCUCCUUGUCUGCUCACAUCAGCCUCGGGUUGAUUUGAAUCAUUCUUGUAUGUGUUGAUCAGUUUUUUUUUUGUUUGUUUGUUUGUUUUAAUUAAGAAUAACCCUUUUCUUAACAAGAAUAUAUCCGUGCCUUCUGAAUGUAAGAAUCUCUACCUUCUCAUGCUGUGGGGUGAGUCUGACCGAUGCUCUCCUGCUUGAACACUCUCCCUAGGUUUUGAAUCAUAAUCAAGUGAAGCUCUCAUGUGGGAUUAGAGGUGAUGCUACCACAUGACUUACUCUGGGUCACUCUUGGCCUGUUCUGAUUCUCUAGCCUCCCGUUGAUUCUGUGGCCCCAUAUAAUUCUUCCAAUAAAUUCCUUUUUGCUCAAGUUUCUAACCAAAAGUCUUUACUUAUAGACAUCCCCUGCUCCUCCAGCAAAACCAGGCACCUCAUUUCUAUCAUAAUCUCCAUGUGCAUGGACUAUUUCUGUUUUACCCUUGGCACAUAUUAGGUGACUAAUUCAUGGAAGAUGCUCAAUAAAUGUUGCCUAAAUGGAACGUGAAUGUGAGAAACUUUUGCUUUCAGAACUCCAGCUUUUAAAUACUUUCUCUGUUUAGCAUGUUCCAAUCAAGUGUAUUUAUGUUUGGUUCAACACAAGCCAUGGUUCUUAAAAGGAGCACCAGUGAAAGUAUGUCAUUCCAAUCAGUGAGGCAUUCUACAUAGUUUUUCAAGUAUAUACCUGGUGAUGUCAAAUAUUUUCUCUUCUAAUAUCAGGGAAUGCUGUGUAGACAGUGAGCAAGGUACUCUUAAAGGCAGUCCAUCUGAUUAAAAUGAUUCCUCAAUUCCAAAGCAGAUAAUAAUACAAGUACUCACACUGUGUUAAACUACAGGCACUGCAUUGCAUUGUUCACCAGUUUUCUCUUCUAUAUUCCCAGAUUCUGUGUGCGGCCUGAAUACAAAAAUCUACUGCUUUUUGGCAUUGUAGAGAUCCACUUUCCCCAUUUCUAGAAUGUAUACAAAAAUACAGUGAAGAUCAGUUUAGAGAGAAAGAAAUCCCAAAGGAUAAAAAUUUCCAGGCACUAUCACUCAUUAUGACACCUUAGGCUGAUGGCAGUCUCUCAGUAUCUCUGAUUACAUAUAUGCAAAUAGGAUACAGUAUCACCUAGUCUAAAGGUUGUGAAAAUCCAAUGAUAUAGUAAUUAUUAUGGCCAGGUACAUAUUAUCUUACACAAUCUUCACAACCCUUCAAGUUAGUCCCUUUUCUCUUUUAUAGGUGAAUAUGACGGUAUGAGAAAUUGAAUAAUUUGACCCAUGUCACAAGCCAACAACUAGCAGAACUUAGAUUCAGGCUUAGUCUUGACUCUUAAUCAUUAUCCUAUAUCUUACACAGCAUCUAGCAUGAUGCCUGGCAGGAGUUGGUGCUUCAUAUGUACUUAUUCAUUCCAGGAAAAAAAAAAAAAAAGCAGUAAAAGAA
Messenger RNA from Choloepus didactylus (southern two-toed sloth), 4010 nucleotides. It is a transcript of the gene RSL24D1, whose product is annotated as ribosomal L24 domain containing 1. Lineage: Eukaryota; Metazoa; Chordata; Mammalia; Pilosa; Megalonychidae. The record is from RefSeq and is a predicted model, not a curated record. The transcript has 6 exons. Gene Ontology annotation, cellular component: nucleolus; ribosome. Gene Ontology annotation, biological process: translation; ribosomal large subunit biogenesis. Gene Ontology annotation, molecular function: structural constituent of ribosome. The coding region runs from base 57 to 548 and encodes 163 amino acids.